UUUUGAUGCAUAUGAUCACAUCCACGAUGAUCUUUAUGAUUCUGGGGGCUUCUGUGGUGAUGGCGCUCGCGUGUUUAAUGGACAUGAACGCGCUACUGGACCGCUUUCACAACUAUAUCUUACCGCAUUUACGAGGGGAGGAUCGCGUCUGUCAUUGCAACUGUGGAAGGCAUCAUGUGCACUAUGUGAUCCCAUAUGAUGGGGACCAGUCUCUGGUGGACUCCUCUGAGAACUACUUUGUGAGCGAGAGUGUGACCAAGCAGGAGAUGGACCUGAUGCUGGGACUUCUGCUGGGCUUCUGCAUCAGCUGGCUGCUGCUGUGGCUGGAUGGGGCGUUGCACUGUGCCGUCCGGGCCUGGAGGAGCGGCGGACCCUACGAUGGACCUUCCUGGGCAUGGCUUCCGCGUUUUUGCAACCUUCGGGACCUUCGCAGACGUGUGCAGCUGCGGCAGUUGGAGGACUCCAGUGGGAACAUGGUGCACAUCAAGCAGAAAUUGUACCACAACGGUCAUCCAAGCCCCCGACACCUCUGACUCUAAGCACAUGGGCUCCAGUGGCUCAGGGCCCCUGGAACUCCUUAGGGCCCUGCUGGAACUGCCCCAACUGCAAAUGAAAUUGGACAAGCACCUAGACCAAACUGCACACUUGGACUCUCACAGAACAUUUUAAAAUGACUUUUUACAGCCGAACUUGUCUGGACCCGCAAUACCUGGCAGGGGAUGAGAAAAGUUGGGGGUGGGGUGGGCAGAUUUUUUUAAAAGGGCCCUUCUGUACAGAAAAAUUGUUGUUGUGUGUCAUGGAAAUGCACAGGGUGGUCCAGGGAGUCUGCAGUAAAGCCAGGUACUAAGGAGCUUUUUUCAGAUUCAAAUAAGCAGGUAUGUUUUGGAAAGCAUGAUGGGGGGUGUGGGGGAUUAUGGGUUUUGAUGGGGUAGAUUAAUUGUUGUGAGUGUAAAUAGUGAUACAUUCAGAUGGAAGGAAACUAAUUUUUCGUGUAGGUAGGGGGUUGCUAACAAUACUCAUGUGAGAUGGGAAACAGGGUAAUAGAGGAACAGGACUAAACCAACGGAGUCCAGUGAAUGAAUAUGUGACUACGGGAGAGACUGUUGUGGACAAUGUGUAGAUAAUUAGCUUUGUUACUUUGUGACCUAAUGAAUGAGUGUGUUAAUUUUAUUUGUACAAAUGGGGGGAUGAGAAUGGCACUAAGGGUUGUGGGUUCGUCACUGGUACAUACAGAAAGUAACAUCAGCCAGAUUUAGUCAUACCAUCACAAUGGAAGUUCAACUGAAGAAAUACCCCUUUUUUAUUUAUCUCUUUAUUUGACAAUAAAUUACCCUGGGGGCAGACAUGAAAUACUUUGUCUGCCAAUUCUAGUCCUUGGAAAGAUGUGCUCUGGUGUACUCUUCAGCAGUGUAUUUCACAGGCAUAACUGCAAAUUAUAUAACUCCCCUAUACAUAGAUAAAAUACUAAUCACUUUGGAUAAAAGUGUCAGCUAAGAAACAAAAUAGUACAGUUCAUCCUUGCCGCAACAAAAGGUUGCUGGGAGCUGGUCAGGUCAUGUGACUGAGGCUGUCAUUCCACUGUGGUAGAGGUGAUUUUCUUAAAAAAUGUUUUUGAUGUGAUAGUACAGUAAGUGAUCUUUUCAAAAUAUUUUGGCUUCAUUUCUCUGAUUAACCCGCAAUUAUGCAACCACACGAGGAAACUUACUAAUGAACAUGAUGCCACGUUGGAAGAUGGCACAAUACUUACAACAUUUCCAUAUCAAAUCUUCAUUUAUAAUUCUGUAUUUUUUAUGGUACAGUAUUAAAAUUCUAUGCCAGUAAAUUAGUUCAAAUAUUGAAAUAAAGUGAUUUUUUUAACAGUUUUUA
Messenger RNA from Scleropages formosus (Asian bonytongue), 1866 nucleotides. It is a transcript of the gene tmem240a, whose product is annotated as transmembrane protein 240a. Lineage: Eukaryota; Metazoa; Chordata; Actinopteri; Osteoglossiformes; Osteoglossidae. Bases 6 to 533 code for a protein of 175 amino acids. The transcript has 4 exons. The record is from RefSeq and is a predicted model, not a curated record.